AUGCUCCUUACCUUUGGGUUUAUUCUCGUUACGCCGUUGGAUAUCAUUGUGCAAACAUGGGGGGCGCCAUCUACAUGGAUCAAGACAUUUAUAGUGAUCAUGGCGUGUGCAUUGUUUUUACUAUUUUGUUUGAUUAUAUAUUUCUCGAGACUUUACCAGAGCAGGAUGAUGUUGAACCAGAUCCCGUCAAAAUCAGUGUACAUUCCGCUUGAGAAGAAUGAUCUACCUUCAGAUGUCCGCCAGUAUAUUGAGGGGACACUCAGGCGGUGCAUUGGUGACAUCAAGGUAAGGGCUGGUCCUUUGCACAACGAGAACGAGAUUCUUAAUUUCCCUGGUGCUUCGCCGCCAGAGUAUAUCCAGAAAAGAAACAUCAGCUUGGGCUUUCCAAAAGAAGGCACUAACCUACCGCCGGACUGCCUCUAUGAAGAGAUCUUGGACAGCCUCGGGUUACAGAUUCGACUCUAUGGCAUGAGCUUGACAAGAUUUGAUAUCCCUGAGUGGUAUUCGUUUAGAGAAAUUGCCAUCUCCAUGACCAAGAUCUUAGUAGAGGAGAGGGAACUCGACAGAACGAAAUUACAGGAUGUGAAGCAAAUGGUGAGGUUGUAUGAGAAGCUCAAGUACGGGCCUGGAUUAAUAAAAGAGCUGGAGAUCGUUCGGUUUCUCGCAUUGUUUGAUAAACUAUCGCUAGCGUUCCACACAAACAGGCUUCAGUUCCACGAGAGUGAGGAGGAGUUGAGCAACCCGUGGGUCACUCCACAAAGGAUACAAACCAAUAGCAGAGGCUCCUCUUUCGGAGGAGACAACACUUUAAUGCCCACUUUGGGUGUACCGUCGCAGCGAAAGCCAGCAAAUGGGGCACGUAGCUCGCGGUCAGUUACUAGGAGUGACCUAUUUGAGUACAUUGACCGGUCUGACGUAGUGUUGAACCGGGACGAUCGAAGUUCAAGGCGAAUAUCGAGAAUGAGCACUCAUACAAGCGACCCCUUAGGUCGACCCAGAGGCUCGAUGAGCUCUAGCAAGUCAGUGAUUAAGAGCAAGCUUAUGUUCCCUAGCAGGGCCAAGGAGCGGCCAAAAAGUGCGAGUGAGAUUUAUUACCAGGAACAUAGCAAUAGCUCACAGCAAAGCAGUGACGAGUCUGGUGACACUGCUUCAGUGAAAAGGUUUAGCGCCACUCCACUUGGCUCCGACCAAGAGUAG
Molecule: messenger RNA, 1197 nt
Organism: Candidozyma auris
Lineage: Eukaryota; Fungi; Ascomycota; Pichiomycetes; Serinales; Metschnikowiaceae
Exons: 1
Coding region: 1-1197 (398 amino acids)
Source: RefSeq, a predicted model, not a curated record